Molecule: messenger RNA, 1055 nt
Organism: Paralichthys olivaceus (Japanese flounder)
Lineage: Eukaryota; Metazoa; Chordata; Actinopteri; Pleuronectiformes; Paralichthyidae
Gene: chchd2
Product: coiled-coil-helix-coiled-coil-helix domain containing 2
Biological process (GO): mitochondrion organization; positive regulation of transcription by RNA polymerase II
Cellular component (GO): nucleus; mitochondrion
Molecular function (GO): sequence-specific DNA binding
Source: RefSeq, a predicted model, not a curated record
UGGCUCCAUUGGUUCCGUCAUACGAGGAAGUUACCCGGAAGACAACUGAUGUAACACAAGGAAAGUUCCCGACUACGCAAAGGUCGAUUAGCCUGACAGCUCCUGAGAGACGCGUCUGUUUGAAUUCUCCUGAAAACCAACACUUGUACCGACAAUUACGACGAUGCCGAGAGGAAGCAGAAGCAGGACAUCCAGGAUGGCCCCUCCAGCCAGACGGGCACCAUCACCACCACCCAUGGCCAGGGCUGCGCCUCCUCCCUCCCAUGCUCCAGUUCCGAUGCAGGCCCCUCCCUCUGCUGUGGGCGCUCCAGCAGCACCCAGGCAGCCGGGUAUGUUUGCCCAGAUGGCAACUACAGCCGCGGGUGUGGCAGUGGGCUCUGCAGUGGGACACACCAUCGGCCACGCCCUCAGUGGAGGCUUCGGUGGAGGACAAUCAGAGCCUGCCAAGCCUGACGUUACAUACCAGGAGCCGUACCAGCAGCAGCCGCAGUACCAGCAGCAGCCACAGUACCAGCAGCAGCCACAGUACAUGUACCAGCAGCAGCAGCAGCCUCCUCAGCAGGAGCAGCAGGCCUGCUCAUACGAACUAAAACAGUUCAUCGAUUGCGCCCAGAACCAAAGUGACUUCAAACUGUGCGAGGGCUUCAGUGAAGUGCUCAAACAGUGCAAGUUCUCCAAUGGUUUGUCAUGAAGCUGAGACUAAUACCUGGAGAAAGAAACGCAGCACAAACUGUAAUAAAUACCCAUACUGGAUAGUUACUGGUGUGAUGCACAUGAGUUCAAUAAACAUGCUUUAUUUAGACGUUUGAUUAUCAGACAACAUUGUGUUUGUUUCUCAGGAGACCUUGUAACCGCAGUCGUAUCAAUAAUGUUCAUAUGUUUUUUUUGUUGCAGCGUUUCGAGUUGAUUUCAUUCGUUUUUCUGCAGCUUCAGUGCUUUUAAUUUAAAAUUCCUCCAGUAUAAAUAUUAUAAGGUGAACUGCAUUCUCGUAGAUGACUUGUGAAUUCACAUCUUCUCAGUAGAUGUCCACUGUAAUAAAGCACUUGGACCAUGAA